Messenger RNA from Nothoprocta perdicaria, 3366 nucleotides. RefSeq names its product dystroglycan 1 (gene DAG1). Lineage: Eukaryota; Metazoa; Chordata; Aves; Tinamiformes; Tinamidae. Gene Ontology annotation, cellular component: basement membrane; dystroglycan complex; dystrophin-associated glycoprotein complex. Gene Ontology annotation, biological process: axon guidance; nerve development; muscle attachment. Bases 546 to 3239 code for a protein of 897 amino acids. The record is from RefSeq and is a predicted model, not a curated record. Gene Ontology annotation, molecular function: calcium ion binding; laminin binding. The transcript has 5 exons.
CAGGAUCCAAAACGCUCCUCACGCUGCCCGUCCGCCCCUCUUACGACCAUUCCCGGCACGUAUAGCCCCUAUACAUUAACCGUAGGGAUAAAUACGCGCCCGGCUCCUGGAUUGCCGGGGGAGGCCUCGAUUCACCCGGCGGCCGGGCAGCUGGAGAAAUAUUUUGGAUUCCAGCUCCUGGGAGCUUGUGGAGCACUUGAGGUCUCGCACAGGUGGCGACGGCAUCGGCAGGCGGCGGAGCCGGAGAGCCGCGUGCGGAUAGCGAGCGCUUGGGAGCGAAGCCGAGGAAACGGACCUUCCCGCCUAGACCUGCUUCCUCCGAGGCUCCUCCCUGGGAAGGAAUUCCGUGCGUUAGCAGCGCCGGGAAGCGCUUCUCCCUUUGGAGAACGGAGCUUCUCCCUUUUGAGAGGGAGCUUCUGGCCCGCGCGCCGGCCCCGCAGGUUCCGGAGAGUCCUAGGAUGAGGCUCCUGUGAGGCCCCCCCGGCCCUGCUGCGGCUUCCGUGCGGCCCCCGCGCGCGGCGGGAGACGCGACGUCGCUGGACAGCAUGAGCCUGGCCCGCGGGGCGCCACCCGCCUGCCGGGGGAGGACUUGGCUCUCCGUGCUGCUGCUGGCGGCCUCCGUGCGUGGCCGCUGGCCCGGCGAGCCCGCGGAGGCGCUGCGGGACUGGGAGAACCAGCUGGAGGCCUCCAUGCACUCGGCGCUCUCCGACUUCCGAGAGAGCGUCCCGGCCGUCGUGGGCAUCCCCGACAGCUCCGCCGUCGUGGGCCGCUUCUUCAGGGUCAGCAUCCCCAUGGAUUUAAUUGCUUCCCACGGAGAAAUGGUCCAGAUCUCGGAGGCCGGGAAGGACUCGCUGCCCUCGUGGCUGCACUGGAACGCCGAGAGCAGCUCGCUGGAGGGCCUGCCCCUGGACACGGACAAGGGCGUCCACUACAUCGCGGUGACCACGCUGCAGGUCUCCCCCAACGGGAGCCACGUGCCGCAGGCCGCGAACGUCUUCUCCGUCGAGGUGCACCAGGAGGACCACAGCGAGCCGCAGUCCUUGCGGGUGGCUCUCCAAGACACGGGCGAGGCGGCGCUCUUCGUGUGCGGCUCGGAGGAGCCCGUCACCAUCCUGACCGUCAUUCUGGACGCCGACUUAACGAAGAUGACGCCACAGCAGAGGAUCGAGCUCUUGAGGAGAAUGAGGAGCUUCUCGCAGGUGGAGCUGCACAACAUGAAGCUGGUCCCCGUCGUGAAUAACAGACUCUUCGACAUGUCCGCAUUCAUGGCGGGACCGGGCAACGCCAAGAAGGUGGUGGAGAACGGGGCCUUGCUCUCCUGGAAGCUGGGCUGCUCCCUCAGCCAAAGCACCGUCCCCAACAUCAGCAACGUGGAGGCGCCGGCCAAGGAGGGCACCAUGUCCGCCCGCCUGGGCUACCCCGUGGUCGGCUGGCACAUCGCGAACAAGAAGCCCCACGUGCCCAAGAGGAUGCGGCGGCAGAUCAACGCGACGCCCACGCCGCUCACCGCCGUGGGGCCGCCCACCACGGCGGCCCAGGAGCCGCCCGCCCGGAUCGUGCCGACGCCGACGUCGCCGGCCAUCGCGCCGCCCACGGAGACCACGGCGCCGCCGGUGCGGGAGCCCAUCCCGCUGCCCAGGAAGCCCACGGUCACCAUCCGAACGCGGGGCCCCAUCGUGCAGACGCCCACGCUGGGGCCCAUCCAGCCCACCAAGGUGGCGGAAGCCACGGGCACCGUCGCCGUGCCCGUGCGCCCCACCAUGCCGGGCUUCGUGGAGCCCACGGCCGUGAUGACCCCUCCGACCACCACCACCACCAAGCGGCCGCGCGUCUCCACGCUGAAGCCGGCCACGCCGGCCACCACCGACUCCUCCACGGCGGCCACGCGGAGGCCCACGCGGAGGCCCAAGACGCCGCGGCCCACCAAGCCCCCCGGCACCACGAGGUCCCCGCUCACCAAGCUGACGACGGCGGCGCCGCCGAGCCGCGCGCGCCCCACGCCCGGCGCCGUCCCGCGGCCCUGGGAGCCCAACGAGCCGCCCAAGCUCACCAACCACAUCGACAGGGUGGACGCCUGGGAGGGCACCUACUUCGAGGUGAAAAUACCCUCGGACACCUUCUACGACAAGGAGGACACCACCACGGACAAGCUGCAGCUGACGCUGAAGCUGAAGGAGCAGCAGAUGCUGGAGGAGAACUCGUGGGUGCAGUUCAACAGCACCAGCCAGCUCAUGUACGGCCUGCCCGACCGCGGCCACGUGGGCAAGCACGAGUACUUCAUGUACGCCACCGACAAGGGCGGCCUCUUCGCCGUGGACGCCUUCGAGAUCCACGUGCACAAGCGGCCGCACGGGGACAAGGCGCCGGCGAGGUUCCGGGCGCGCCUGGAGGGCGACGCCAGCGCCGUGGCCAACGACGUCCACAAGAAGAUCGCGCUGGUGAAGAAGCUGGCGCUGGCCUUGGGCGACAGGAACAGCAGCACCAUCACGCUGCAGGGCAUCUCCAAGGGCUCCGUCGUGGUGGAGUGGACCAACAACACGCUGCCCCUGGAGCCCUGCCCGCGGGAGCAGAUCCGGGCGCUGAGCCGGCGCAUCGCCGACGACGCCGGCGGCCCCAGCGCGGCGCUCGCCGGCGCCCUGCAGCCCGACUUCAAGCCCUUGGACGUGGCGGUGGUGGGCGCCGGCAGCUGCCGCCACGUGCGCUUCGUCCCCGCCGCCAAGGACGCCCGGCCGCCCACGGCGGCGCCGCCCACCGCCGCGGCCGGCAAGGACCCGGAGAAGAGCAGCGAGGACGACGUCUACCUGCACACGGUGAUCCCGGCCGUGGUGGUGGCCGCCAUCCUCCUCGUGGCCGGCAUCGUCGCCAUGGUCUGCUACCGCAAGAAGCGCAAGGGCAAGCUCACCAUCGAGGACCAGGCCACCUUCAUCAAGAAGGGCGUGCCCAUCAUCUUCGCCGACGAGCUCGACGACUCCAAGCCGCCGCCCUCCUCCAGCAUGCCGCUCAUCCUGCAGGAGGAGAAGGCGCCGCUGCCGCCGCCCGAGUACCCGGCGGCGGGCGCGCCGGAGACGGCGCCGCUCAACCGCGACGCCGGCGGCGAGUACGCGCCGCUGCGCGACGAGGACCCCAACGCGCCGCCCUACCAGCCGCCGCCGCCCUUCGCCGCCCCCAUGGAGGGCAAGGGCUCCCGCCCGAAGAACAUGACCCCCUACCGCUCCCCGCCGCCCUACGUGCCCCCUUAAUGAAGGGGGCGACGCUCCAGGGGCCGCCCCGGGGUGGGUCCCGGUGGGGAACGAGGGGGACGGGCAGCCCGGACGGGGGGUUUGGGGCAGGGGGAUCGACAGCGACGACGACGACACUCGUUUUAUU